Phragmites australis (common reed) is the source of this 1143-nucleotide messenger RNA. Its product is annotated as single-stranded DNA-binding protein WHY2, mitochondrial. Bases 126 to 818 code for a protein of 230 amino acids. Gene Ontology annotation, molecular function: single-stranded DNA binding. The transcript is spliced from 8 exons. Gene Ontology annotation, biological process: regulation of DNA-templated transcription; defense response. NCBI's taxonomy places the organism in Eukaryota, Viridiplantae, Streptophyta, Magnoliopsida, Poales, Poaceae. The record is from RefSeq and is a predicted model, not a curated record.
CCCCGAGGCAAACGGCGCCUUUGCUGCCAGCCGCCGCAGUGAGGCUCGCUCGCUCUCUCGUUCUCCGGCGCUCGCUCGCUCGCUCCGCUCCCCUCCGCUGCAGCGACCAACGAGGCGACCCAACGAUGCUGCGGCUCUCCCGUUUCCUCCCUUCCGCCUCCAGGAGAGGUUUAGAUCUAAAGGAUGCUCUUUGGAGUGGUUCAUUGACAUUCCAACAAGCUGUUUCAACUUCAGCAGCAAAUCUUGAUGAGAACUCAUCUGGUAAAAAGUUCGCAAGUUAUACUGUGUUCAAGGGAAAGGCUGCACUUUCUGUACAUCCUAUACUGCCAAGUUUCAGCAAAGUGGAAUCUGGAGGAUCUCGAGUGAACAGAAAUGGAUCAGUAAUGUUGACUUUCUUUCCUGCCGUUGGACAAAGGAAGUAUGACUAUACAAAGAAACAGCUGUUCGCUCUGUCUCCUACUGAAGUUGGAAGCUUGAUAAGUCUUGGGCCUGCUGAAUCCUGUGAAUUUUUCCAUGAUCCAUCCAUGAAAUCAAGUCAUGAAGGACAGGUGAAAAAAUCUCUGUCAAUUACUCCGCUUGGCAGUGACAGUGGAUACUUUGUUAAUAUAACCGUUCUGAACAACGUGGAGAAAACAACUGAUCGCCUUUCAGUCCCUAUCACAAAAGGCGAGUUUGCAGUGAUGCGCACAGCAUUGAGCUUUGCGUUGCCACACAUCAUGGGCUGGGAUCAGGUCUUAACUAAUCACCAUACAACAGCUCCCCCAGUUAGCAAGCCCAGGGUGGAGCGUCCACACCCAGAUUCCGAAUGGGAAAAGUGAAUAUUCCUUGUAGCAACUUAUGGAGGAUUUUUGGGCAUUACUACGAAGUUGCUGCUGCAAAGUAUGGAAAAUUGCUCCUUCCUGAUCAAAUUCGGACCCUGUCUGUAUUCGAUUCUGGAACUGAAGAUUGAAGGACAGACGAGAGGCACCUUGAACCAUUGUGUCUGUUCAGUCAUGUAUAACUUCGCCAUGCCUACUAAAUGCGAAUUUCUAGUCAGACUGUUGGGACUAUGGUUACUUGCAUUUGAUGUCUGUUCUUGGUAUUUGUCAAUUUAGUAGUAUGUUCGCUGCGAACAGAUGAACUUUAUUUGUUGCCAUUUGGUCA